GUGCACAUUUUGUAAAGGUUGGACAAGAACAAACCUCGGCUGGCCAAAUGGUUCUUCCUGACCCGUCUAUUGGCCGAUUUCUGCUGAACCGCGUCGGACCGUCGUGAAAGCGAACAUCGUCUUGCGUGUCGAACCGGACUGAUUGACCUCCCCAGGUGCUCGAUUGUACUGAUCCACGCUUAGGCCGCGGAUUUGCCGUCGCUGAACCGUGCCCGCCCGUGUAACUCGUUCCGCGAAUAGGCCGACUGGUGAACCUUGUAACGACGAGCCAAAAGAAUUUGGCCGUUUGAUUCGCCCCAUUACCAACCCACAUCGAUCUUUCCUUGUCUAGGGUGCCGCGCCAACGAAGCGAGCUGCCCUCUCCUCCCUCCUCUGCACACACUCGCCCUGCCAAACCCAAAGGAGAUGGGAUACAUUGGACACCAUGGGGUAGCGACGCUUCACAAAUACAAGUAUAGUGGUGUGGACAAAUCGCUUCUUGCUAAGUAUGUCUUGCAGCCGUUUUGGAGUCGCUGCGUUGCCCUUUUCCCUCUUUGGAUGCCAUGUCUUAUGUGGAAGGCCAAACUUGGUAAGAACCCCACCAGUGUUGCUUCUUUUUUCUGCACUUCUUCUAUAGCCAAAUCAUCUUUGCUGAAGGAGCAGUCAUCUCAUUUAUGUGAUUUCCAGAUUACACUUAUGGGGCUUAUGUUCUUAGUUACAUCUGCAGUUCUUGGCUAUAUAUAUUCACCCCAUUUGGACACUGCCCCACCAAGAUGGGUUCACCUUGCACAUGGAUUGCUUCUCUUCUUAUAUCAGACUUUUGAUGCAGUGGAUGGUAAACAAGCAAGGCGGACCAAUUCCUCUAGUCCAUUGGGAGAACUUUUUGAUCAUGGUUGUGAUGCUCUGACAUGUGCUUUUGAAGCCUUAGCUUUUGGGAGCACUGGCAUGUGUGGAAGAGCUACUUUCUGGUUCUGGGUAAUUGCAGCUGUCCCAUUUUAUUUUGCAACAUGGGAACACUUCUUUACAAAUACACUUAUUCUUCCAAUAAUUAAUGGACCUACAGAGGGACUCAUGUUGAUAUACGUUGCCCAUUGGCUUACCUUCUUUUGGGGUGCUGAGUGGUGGGCACAGGACUUCAGGAAAUCAAUCCCUCUCGUGGGUUGGAUGCCAGUUGCUCAUGAGAUUCCAACCUAUGGAGUUGUGCUGUUUAUUUUGAUUGUUUUUGGUGUAUUCCCAACUAUCAGCUCCAACAUUAGCAAUGUCCGCAAGGUUGUCCAAGCAAGAAAAGGAAGCAUGUUGCUCGCGCUAGCAAUGGUAAUUUCUAUUUACAAAUUCCACCAUCUCACAUUAUCAAGAUUUUUUGAUGAACUAAUUUGUUCUUGCCAGAUAUUUCCUUUCGUUGUGCUGAUGACUGGAGUUCUUAUCUGGUCAUACUUAUCUCCUUCAGAUGUUAUGUGCAACCAUCCACAUUUGCUUAUAGUUGGAACAGGAUUUGCAUUUGGUUUUCUUGUGGGGAGGAUGAUUCUUGCUCACCUAUGCGAUGAACCCAAGGGUUUGAAGACAGGGAUGUGCAUGUCACUACUGUUUCUUCCUCUUGCCAUUGCAAAUGCUCUCACCGCUAGGCUCAAUGAUGGAGCUCCUCUCAUUGAUGAAUAUAUCAUUCUUGUUGUGUAUUGCUUGUUCACAGUGGGGCUUUACUUGCAUUUUGCUACAUCUGUCAUCCAUGAGAUAACAACUGCUCUGGGCAUUUACUGCUUCAGGAUAACCAGGAAAGAAGCUUGAGAAAGACUUUGACGUGCUGUUCGUAGUGCACGUCUUUAUUGUUGAUUAAUUUUUUACUGAAAGCAGGGCUACCUGACAUUCAAUCUGUGUGCCAUAUAAGAUGGGUUCCCCACUCUAUUAAAUCAGUGCUUGUGGGGAAUGCUGUGUAGAAGAUAAGCCACGUUAGUUAGAUAAGAUGAGAAAUUGUUGUCAUUAUUUUGGUCCUCUGUAGGAAUCGACUGUAGCUGAUCGGUUGUUGUAUCACUAUCAAUUUAUCCAAUUGUGAGAAUGCAUGUUAUACAUGAAGGACCACUACAAAAGUUGGAAAGAGGAUAAUUGACGUAUAAAUUCCAAAGAAAAUGUUUUGGUUGUGAAAAAACUUUUAUUGAAUAAAACCUUCCUAUUUCUCUA
Messenger RNA from Musa acuminata AAA Group (dessert banana), 2151 nucleotides. Its product is annotated as choline/ethanolaminephosphotransferase 1-like. Gene Ontology annotation, biological process: phospholipid biosynthetic process. The coding region runs from base 406 to 1761 and encodes 451 amino acids. The record is from RefSeq and is a predicted model, not a curated record. Gene Ontology annotation, cellular component: membrane. The transcript is spliced from 18 exons. Lineage: Eukaryota; Viridiplantae; Streptophyta; Magnoliopsida; Zingiberales; Musaceae. Gene Ontology annotation, molecular function: phosphotransferase activity, for other substituted phosphate groups.